Molecule: messenger RNA, 2295 nt
Organism: Podospora pseudocomata
Lineage: Eukaryota; Fungi; Ascomycota; Sordariomycetes; Sordariales; Podosporaceae
Exons: 7
Coding region: 1-2295 (764 amino acids)
Source: RefSeq, a predicted model, not a curated record
AUGGUCAUUUCACGAUCAGGAUCGACUGCGAAUACACUCAGCUGGUUCGUUGGUCUCCUGUCGACCUUUGCCAUUGCAAACGCUCAGCAAUUCAGCGAUGGGCUCCUCGGCUACCAUGUCUACCCAGGGCUGAGUGACCAGUGUGCCGAAGCUUUGAACACAACCAUCACAAAUUGCGCAAGCUUUCUGGCCACGGUUGCUGUCGACAUGCCCCGUCUUGACUCGAGGUCUCUUGAGACUCUGUGUACCGCGACAUGCAGGUCCUCUCUGUCUUCCGUCCGAGGGACAAUCGCCUCGCGCUGUCGAGGCAACACCGAUGUCCUCGAGAUAGAGUCAAUCGUUUAUCCUGCCACGUUCGUGAUUGACAGAUUUCUCUAUGCGUAUGAUAUUUCUUGCGCAAAAGACAGAAACACCGGCAGGUUCUGCGAUCAGAUCUAUAUGGACGCCCUCUCAAACGGCACGGCGUCUAAUGGCUGCUCCGACUGCGCUUUGGGUGUUGUGAGUAGACAACUGAACUCGCCUUUUGGGUAUCACCCCGAUUUUGCGAACGACUUUCGUUCCAAAACGUCGGAAUGCGGUGCCACGGGUUAUACCUUUACCUCGCCAGCACCAUAUGCCAUCAGCACGAAGCCCAACGCGAGCCCGACAGACAUCCCAACAUGCGUGUCGCCAUACACCGUCCAAGCAGGAGAUACGUGCGACGCGAUUGCGGCGGCCAGGGGUGUCUCGACUCAUAGCGUUGUCAAGGCCGGCGGUACGGAUCCCGACUGCACUACCUUGCAGGUCGGCGUGAAGCUGUGCUUGCCAGAGCCGUGUAAACUCUAUCGUGUUCAGUAUGACGAUACAUGCGAGCGUAUUCUGGCUCCCCCUGGCAGGACUUUAGACGAAAUUACCAGGAUAACGACCCUGCCUCCAACCACUACGCAACCUCCUGAAACAGCCGUCCCUCGCCCAACAAACGCCAAAGCCGAGUCACACACCCGGUGUGGCAGCUGGUAUGAAAUUCAAGAAGGGGACUACUGCCAAGCCAUCUCCAUCCGCCAGGCCAUCCCCCUCCAAGACUUCUUCUUUCUCAACCCAUCCAUCAGCAAUCCCGACUGCCUCAACCUCUGGCUCGAGACUUCCUACUGUGUCAAGCCAGUAGGCGACAUCAACAUGUACAGCGACUACCCUUAUUCCACAUCCCCGGUCUACACGCUCACUUCGUCCAACUACGUCACAACCACCGCUUCUCUGGUUGACAGGGUGCCGCCCAUCCCCACUCCCAUCAUCUCGCUGCCUCUAGCACCUGGUUCGCGGACAGCAGCCGACGGCUGCCUUGGGUUUGUCAACCACCGGGUCGUCGUUCCACAGAUGGAUCAGUCCCUGCAGACGGAUGUGCCCCCCUUGACCAACAUGAUCAACAGUUGUGACUACGUCCUAGGGGCGUAUGAGGUCCACCUCGACGAGUUUCUGUCCUGGAAUCCCAGUCUGGUGGCAGUCUCGUUUGUAGCCGAACCGUCAAGGACCAACCGCACUUGUAUGGAGGUGGCAAGUUCUCAUCCCGGAACCAUUCCGUCUUGUUCUUGCUAUACCGUCUUGAAAGGCCGGGAUGCCAAAGUCUACCCUUGCGAAGACAUCGCCCUGGACCACAACAUCACAGUGAGCGACCUCAUGACCUGGAACCCCUGGAUAGGACCAAGCUCGUCCGUCUGUGACACGGGCAUAUACGCCAAUCUUCCCGAGUCUAGCGAGCGUCCGAUCUGCGUGGGGACAGGGACAAGAAGCAACACCAGCUCUGUGACGUCAGCACAAAGGACGACGACGACAACGGCUAGAAGCACUACUCCUAGCCUCACAACCUCCGAUAGUCCAGGCGCUCCUACGCAGACGGGAAUCGUGGCGGGUUGCCGGAAGUACUACAUCGCGCAGGCAGGAGAUGGUUGUUGGGCCAUCGCCAGCAGCAACAACAUCAAUCUCGAUGACUUUUAUGGGUGGAAUCCAGCAGUCGGCACAGAUUGCCUAAACCUCUGGCCAAACUACGCGUACUGCGUUCAGGGCCCAGCCUCCAUGACUUCCCCCACUGAAGUACCCACAACGACCACGGCUGGCGGGGUGCCGCCGCCGGGACCAACGCAGGACGGGGCUAAUCCGGCGUGUAAGAGGUGGCACACGGUCGUUUCUGGGGAUGACUGCGCUGCUAUCCAGCAGAGAUAUGGCGUGCCGGAUUUUGCAACGUUUCUUCGCUGGAAUCCUAGCAUUGGGUCUAACUAUGAGAAUCUAUGGUUGGGGUACAGUGUCUGUGUCGGGAUUUGA